CCAGUUCCUGGUUCGCCGGCGGCCAUUUUGGGUGGAAGCGAUCACUGAGUGGCGGCGGCUGCUGAUUGUGUUCUAAGGGUCGGAGUGGGGUCGACGUUUGCUCUACCGGAACAGCUUAGCUCAUUCCUCCCCUUCCAUUACCCGUGGCGCGGAGAGUUGGGGCGGCGGCUGCGUCAGCAAGGGCGGUGGCGGCGGCGGCAGCUGCAGUGACAUGUCCAGCAUGAAUCCCGAAUAUGAUUAUUUAUUCAAGUUACUUCUGAUUGGUGAUUCUGGGGUUGGAAAGUCUUGCCUUCUCCUUAGGUUUGCAGAUGAUACGUAUACGGAAAGCUACAUCAGCACAAUUGGCGUGGAUUUCAAGAUCCGAACCAUAGAGUUAGACGGGAAGACAAUCAAGCUUCAGAUAUGGGACACAGCAGGCCAGGAAAGAUUUCGCACAAUCACCUCCAGUUAUUACAGAGGAGCCCAUGGCAUCAUAGUUGUGUAUGAUGUGACAGAUCAGGAGUCCUUCAAUAAUGUCAAACAGUGGCUGCAGGAGAUAGAUCGCUAUGCCAGUGAAAAUGUCAACAAGUUGUUGGUAGGGAACAAAUGUGACCUGACCACAAAGAAAGUAGUAGACUACACAACAGCAAAGGAAUUUGCAGAUUCCCUUGGAAUUCCAUUUUUGGAAACCAGUGCUAAGAACGCAACGAAUGUAGAACAGUCUUUCAUGACGAUGGCAGCUGAGAUUAAAAAACGAAUGGGUCCUGGAGCAACAGCUGGUGGUGCCGAGAAGUCCAAUGUUAAAAUCCAGAGCACUCCAGUCAAGCAGUCAGGGGGAGGCUGCUGCUAAAAUCCGCCUCCGUCCUUUUCUCACAGCAAUGAAUUCUCAAUCUGAACCCAAGUGAAAAAACAAAAUUGCCUGAAUUGUACUGUAUGUAGCUGCACUACAACAGAUUCUUACCGUUUCCACAAGGUCAGAGAUUGUAAAUGGUCAAUACUGACUUUUUUUUUUAUUCCCUUGACUCAAGACAGCUAACUUCAUUUUCAGAACUGUUUUAAACCUUUGUGUGCUGGUUUAUAAAAUAAUGUGUGUAAUCCUUGUUGCUUUCCUGAUACCAGAUCGUUUCCCGUGGUUGGUUAGAAUAUAUUUUGUUUUGAUGUUUAUAUUGGCAUGUUUAGAUGUUGGGUUUAGUCUUCUGAAGAUGAAGUUCAGCCAUUUUGUAUCAAACAGCACAACCAGUGUCUGUCAGUUUCCAUGCAUAAAGUUUAGUGAGACGUUCUAUGUAAGAUCUGAUUUGCUAGUUCUUCCUGGUAGAGUUAUAAAUGGAAAGAUUACACUAUCUGAUUAAUAGUUUCUUCAUACUCUGCAUAUAAUUUGUGGCUGCAGAAUAUUGUAAUUUGUUGCACACUAUGUAACAAAACUGAAGAUAUGUUUAAUAAAUAUUGUACUUAUUGGAAGUAAUAUCAAACUGUAUGGUGAUAAGUAUUGUUUUAAUUCCUAUGACUAAAGGGAAAUAGAGCUUUGCAUUAUCCUUAGCAGCCAUGUGUGUGCAGCAAGGGCACUGUAGACCUAUCCUAAUAGCACACAUCGGGGUCUGCUUGCUUUCUAGUGAUAGGGUCUGAUGAGUGACCCAGUGAAGCUUUUGUGCUGUGUAGACACUUCACCAACUUCAUUGGUUCAAGGAACACAAACUGUAUGGAAAGAAUGUGUGCUUCAUAGCUUCAUCUCCGGCCCAGAGCAUCUGAAGUGGCUUCACCAGCAGCACCGUGUUCAUGCAUCUGUGGUAGAUGGAGAGCACACAUGCUCCCUCGCAGGCAGUCAUCUGGUAUAUGUGCUGCUGUUUCUUCAUGCUGAGUCUGAUGGUGCACACACCUUUUUCUUUCUUUUUUUUCUUUGGCUAUCGGAGACAGAGUUUCUCUGUGUAUCGCUGGCUGUCCUGGAACUCUCUCUGUAGACCAGGCUGGCCUUGAACUCAGGGAUCCACCUGUCUCUGAGUGCUGAGGUUGAAGGUGUGCAUCACCAUGCCUGGCUUUUUUCCCCUUUCUUUUUUGAGACAGGGUCUCACUAUGUAGCCCUGGCUAGCCUGGAACUUAAGUAUGUACAACAGGCUGCCCCCCAUCCCUCACCCCCACCCCCCAUUCACCUGCCUUUUCCUCAAAAGUGCUGGGAUUAAAGGCAUGUCCCAGACUGCACCUAUUUUUUGAGACAGUGUCUCACAUAGCUCAAGAGGCCUCAAAUUCACUUGUAACCAAGGAUGGCCUUGAACUCCUGAUCCUCCUGCCUCUACUUCCAGGUGUCAACUUUUAUUUUUUCCAAUUGUAUGACUCAUGUUGGAGGAGAGUUUUAAGCAUUAGAAUAGAAAGCAGGAAAUGUGAUUGCCCUAAUUGUAGAAAUUCUAUCCCCCCCCCCCCCC
This is a messenger RNA of Apodemus sylvaticus (European woodmouse), 2393 nucleotides long. It is a transcript of the gene Rab1a, whose product is annotated as RAB1A, member RAS oncogene family. The record is from RefSeq and is a predicted model, not a curated record. The transcript is spliced from 6 exons. Lineage: Eukaryota; Metazoa; Chordata; Mammalia; Rodentia; Muridae. Gene Ontology annotation, molecular function: GTPase activity; GTP binding. Bases 212 to 829 code for a protein of 205 amino acids.